AUGGGUGGCUCACAAACCUCCCAGGACGACGGCUAUGCGUUGGCAUGGCCACGAUCUCAGCGCUGGAAUCCAAGCUACAGUGUCCCAAGAAACUCACUGGAACGGUCGCUUUCUGCGAAUCUCGCUCUGCAAAACGGCCCCAAGUCAGUGCCUCGCAACGCCGCUGCGACUUCUUUGGGCUCCGUUAGCCAUCAAAACACCCUUGUGCAGAGUACCGAUAGAGCAAGCUCCGAGGCCUCUGUGGAAUUACCAGAAGCGGAUGAGAAAGAAACACCAGACGACUUGUCCAAUUUAUCGCAUUGGCUGGAGACUCUUUCUGAGCUGUACAUGAACAACCUGGAUAACCGCGCCAGAUGGGAUCCUCGAUGGCUGAACGUCACACAUCGUGAGCGCUACAGUGGUCUAUCAUCUUCCCAAGUUACUGUCGUUGACUACGUUUCUGAUCAGCCUACCGGCACCGUGGCAACAGCGACAACAAAACAACAUCUCGCAGGAUUAUUACAACAUCAGCCAGAAACAUGCCAGCUUCGAGUAAUUAUGAUGACAGACCUCAGCCGCUUCACUAUGGGCGCAAUUGGACAAACAUACAACGUGGAUCCCGAGUUUUGGUUUGAGCAUCUAGCCAAUUCUGGGUACGCCGCAAGCGAUAGUCAGCUCAAAGUGAACAAUGCCCUCUGGAUGAACUGGAGCGAGCAAGAAACGCGAUUCCGGCAUCGUCCUCUGCCGGGAACUGGCCAGCGCACCGAGUGGAAUGUUCCGCGCCGUGUCAAGUCGCGGCCGUGGGUACACUUGAAGUGGGCGAGAUUGGGUCUCAUGCAUUACCUGGGCAAGAAGGGAUUCAACGAAGCAGAAAUUGAGGUAAGGCUCCACGAUGGGCGGUGGCUUGCAGAGCGAGACGUUGUUUUGGACAAAUGGGGCCGGUACAUGACGACGCAAAAAUUGGCAAAGGCCAAGCUUCUUGCCGAUGCAAAGCGCAAGAAGAAGCAGAGGAAACAAAAAGGACACUACCCAUCAGUGGAGGAUCCGUCGACGGAUGCAGCUUUGACCCCGUCAAAGGAACUGAUUCCUUCUUUAACUUUCAUGCCCCGAGCCAUGGAGAUUGAAAGCUACUCGGAGGAGGAGCUCUGGCGCAGUGCCGGUCCUGAAGAGACGUAUCUGGACCCCCCGCCGCCACCCCUUACCAAUAAGCAAAUCAAGGCACAAAAGAAGGAGAUUACGAAGCAAAACUUGAAGAAGAAACGAGACUCGUUACGGAAUCGAUUCAGGAGAAGGAGAAUCGACUUUGAUGCGUCUCUUGAUGAAGAGUCGGCUGAGCAAGACCAGAGUGAUUCUGAAUCAUCUUAUACAAGCGACGACGACUACGAUGACGACUACGAGAAGCAGCUGCGAGAAGAGUAUGAGAACCCAAAGCCGUACUCGAGAGAUCGUGCCUUUGCGAGAAAAUACAGCUUGUCGACGCAAGAGCUGGUUCUUCGCCGCUUGCGUACGCUGUCGACUGCCGAGAUUACCAAGGACGACGGCGACGGCGACGCCUUGGUGUCGUCUCUGCUCACCAGCAUUGUUCUGGAUGACUUUUGGCGACUGCUGGCGGAGAUGAGGGCCGAGCUCGACCAUCUCGACGGUGAUUUCAGCGGCUCCCUCUUCUCGCAGCUGGUAGAGUCGUUUGGCAAUUCCGUUCGCCAGAACCUGUCCUGGCUGCGGUGCAGCUUGCAGGAACUGAGCGAGUGGGCUGUGCACCUGCAGACGUCGUCUGCCAAGGCGGCCUCAUCGUCGUCUGAUGCCGCCAUUGCCGAGGAGCUCGAGAUGCUGAUUCAAGACGUGCAGGCACUGCAGCGCCGAGCAGAGUCGACGCUCAACGUGCUCGCGUCGUCCAUGGGCCUCUCGCAGUCGUCCCUCGUCAUUGACCAGACGUCGGGCAUCAACAAGCUCACCGAGCUGGCCUUUUUCUUUGUGCCUUUAUCCUUUAUCACGUCCGUCUUUUCCAUGCAGGUCAAGGAGCUGACGUCGGCGCCACCGCGCAUGUGGACAUGGGGUCUGGCGCUCAGCCUCGUGUUCCUGGCCACGUACCUGAUGCGCAUCCUCUUGCGCUCGCCGUCUGUCCGCAUCGGCAUCCUGCACUGCCGCGCCACCAUCAUCAACCGCUUCUCGUCGUCCAAGUCGAGCUCGGCCGAGCAGCGCCUCAACACGGUCGGCAGCCGCGCCGUCGCCAAAUUCAUCUUUUACUUUGCCUGCAUCAUUGUCAUUUACAUGGGCCUCGCCGCCCUUGCCAUUGCUUUUUUACUCGUCGUGUAUCUCGGACUGUGGCUCGGCGCGGCGGGCGCCGCCUUGUACUUUAUCGUCACGAAAUGGCCAGACCCGGCCGUGCUGGCGCCGUGCUUUGUGGCCUUGCCGGUGGCGGCUGCGGGCUUGUGGGUGUCUUGGCUGUGGGCGGACGAGACGACUGAGUGGACGACGGACGUCAUGAUGAAGGUUGCCGAUGGUCUGGCGGCAAAGUUUCCGGAGAAGUGGCGGCUGGAUAGUGUCGAUGAUGAAGAUUUAUCACGCGAGGGUGUGAAUACGUACGCCAGGCAGGCAAUCACUUUGGCUACUUGA
This is a messenger RNA of Beauveria bassiana ARSEF 2860, 2592 nucleotides long. RefSeq lists its product as uncharacterized. Gene Ontology annotation, biological process: metal ion transport; transmembrane transport. Gene Ontology annotation, molecular function: metal ion transmembrane transporter activity. The record is from RefSeq and is a predicted model, not a curated record. NCBI's taxonomy places the organism in Eukaryota, Fungi, Ascomycota, Sordariomycetes, Hypocreales, Cordycipitaceae. Bases 1 to 2592 code for a protein of 863 amino acids. Gene Ontology annotation, cellular component: membrane. The transcript is spliced from 2 exons.